This is a messenger RNA of Paraglomus brasilianum, 987 nucleotides long. The record is from the annotation of a GenBank genome assembly. Lineage: Eukaryota; Fungi; Glomeromycota; Glomeromycetes; Paraglomerales; Paraglomeraceae.
AUGGGUAUUCUCGAAAAAAUAGCAGAGAUCGAGAAGGAAAUCUCUCGGACUCAAAAGAAUAAAGCAACCGAACAUCAUUUGGGCUUGUUAAAGGCCAAAUUAGCACAGUACAGAGUUCAAUUACUUGAACCACCAAAAGGGAGCUCUAAGUCGGGCGAGGGUUUCGAUGUAAUGAAAUCGGGGGAUGCACGAGUAGUCUUAAUAGGCUUUCCAUCAGUUGGUAAAUCGACACUGUUAAAUAAACUGACGAAAACUCAUUCAGAAGCUGGAGCGUAUGAAUUUACAACUUUGACCUGUAUUCCUGGGAAAAUUGAAUACAAUGGAGCGAAUAUUCAGUUACUUGAUCUUCCUGGGAUUAUUGAAGGAGCAGCACAGGGGAAGGGACGUGGUCGGCAGGUAGUUGCUGUUGCUAAGACUGCGGAUUUAGUUCUUAUGUUAUUGGACGCAACAAAGGCUCUGUUAGAGAAGGAAUUAGAGACAGUCGGUAUAAGGCUGAAUAAAGCCAAGCCAAAUGUGUACUUCAAAGUUAAGAAAGGUGGUGGAAUAAGCUUUGUUUCGACUUUCAAGCUAACCCAUUUGAGCGAGAAAUUAGUCUAUCAAAUUCUUCACGGUUAUAAAAUAUUCAAUGCCGAAGUUUUGAUACGCGAAGAUAUUACUGUGGAUGAGUUCAUUGAUGUAGUGCUAGGAAACAGGAUCUGUGAACUGGAUUUAAAUCUUCGGUAUCUAUUGGAUCAGGUAUGGAAAUAUCUUGACUUGAUACGUAUAUAUACGAAGCGAAGAGGAGAGUUUCCCGAUUUAGAAGGAGGUCUUAUUAUGAGGAAUGGUGCGAAUGUUGAACAUGUGUGCCAUGCUAUUCACAGAUCGCUCGCGCAUGAGUUCCGUUAUGCUCUCGUUUGGGGAAGGUCAGCCAAACAUAAUCCACAACGCGUUGGAUUAGCACACGUAAUGGAGAACGAAGACGUAAUUCAAGUUGUCAAGAAAAAAUAA